ACAUCCACCGCCACCACCGUUCACUGCCACCACCUCGACAUCGCGCACCGGCCACCACCGUCGACGCACAUCCACCGCAACGGAGGGAGCUUGCGAUGGAGGUCUACGAUGCGACACAGAGAGAAUAUCUUCUCUCUAAUCCCACUCUCUCUCAAAAUCCCCUCCCUUCUGCGACGCGACAGGGAGCUUUCAAUGGAGGUCGUCAACCGCUCAGAUCUAGACGGCUCUCGUCCCCUGCGUUCUGGAAUUCCGUAGCGCGUAACUUCUCCGGCCGCAUGGUUCCGACGAGGAUUCGAUCGCUUAGCUUCGCAGCUCUUUGUUUGGUUCUGAUCGCGAUUCCUUUUCUGGCAUCGGAAGCUUUGAUCGACGGCCAAGAUGUCAAUCCUCCUUACCCCAAAGCCAUAUCUGUCAAAAGGUGCAACAAUGUCAAAGUACAGAGAUUUAGAAGAAGAAACAUUUGUAUUACUUUGGAAAUUGGAGAUGAUAUCCUAAGACUGUACCAGUUAAUCCCAAGCCAUUCUUGAACAAUUUAACUGGAAAGCCUGUCAUGGUGGAACUCAAGUGGGGGAUGGAGUACAAAGGUACUAUUCUUCUCAUUCUUAAAUCUUAAUUUAGGUUUUGGAGGUGAGUUAUGCCUUUCAACUAUUAUUAUGCUUCCUCAU
This is a messenger RNA of Ipomoea nil (Japanese morning glory), 662 nucleotides long. RefSeq lists its product as uncharacterized. The coding region runs from base 96 to 524 and encodes 142 amino acids. Lineage: Eukaryota; Viridiplantae; Streptophyta; Magnoliopsida; Solanales; Convolvulaceae. The record is from RefSeq and is a predicted model, not a curated record. The transcript has 4 exons.